CAUAUAUUGAUUUCCAAGCUAAAGACUUAUGUUCUGUCAGGGAGUUUUGCAAGAUGGAAGAGAUAUUGCUGUAAAGAGGCUUUUCUUUAACAAUAAACAUAGAGCAGCAGAUUUCUAUAAUGAAGUCAAUAUUAUUAGCAGUAUUGAGCACAAAAAUCUAGUUAGGUUGUUGGGAUGCAGUUGUUCGGGACCUGAAAGUCUUCUUGUGUAUGAAUUUUUACCAAACAAGAGUCUUGAUAGGUUUAUCUAUGAUCCAAGAAGAGGGAAAGAACUAAAUUGGGAGAAGAGAUUUCAGAUUAUUAAAGGGACUGCAGAAGGUUUGGUCUACCUUCAUGAAAACACGAAAACCGGAAUCAUUCACAGAGACAUAAAAGCGAGUAAUAUCCUUCUGGACUUCAAAUUUCGUGCUAAAAUUGCUGAUUUUGGGUUGGCCAGGUGUUUCCAAGAAGAUAAAAGUCAUAUUAGCACAGCCAUAGCAGGAACAUUAGGAUAUAUGGCUCCAGAGUACAUAGCCCGUGGCCAGUUAACAGAAAAGGCAGAUGUGUAUAGUUUUGGAGUACUUCUUCUUGAAAUUGUCACAGGGAGACAAAAUAACAUGAGCAGAGAAUCUGAGUACUCAGUCAGCUUGUUAACUACUGCGUGGAAUCAUUUUCAGGAAAACAAAGUAGACAGUCUGUUCGACCCAAACUUGAUGCUGCAUAACUGUCAUAACAUGGAUGUUCAAAAGGAGAUUCUAAGGGUUGUUCAUGUCGGACUCUUGUGCACUCAAGAGAUCUCGUCUCUUAGACCAUCCAUGUCUAAAGUCCUAGAGAUGGUGGUAAAGAAAGAAGAGCAACUCCCCGAGCCAACUAAUCCCCCUUACUUAUACGAGUCCAUGGAACUUAAUGAUCCAUGCGAAGAACAAUUUUCACCAGUCGAUUAUGGAAAGCCUUCAUCAAUCACUAACAUUUCCCAUAGUAUUUUCUAUCCCAGAUGACAUUAAUAUAGAUACUAUUCCGAGAAUAUGCAGACUACUAAAAGCUUUGAGUAGUAGGCUUCUAUCUAUGUAAAUACUGGAACUUAUCUUAUUCUGUAUAUUCUCUCCUGUUACUACCGUCUAAAAGUUACAAUUUGGCUUUCUGUAAUUAAGAUAAGUCUGUCUGCAACUAUCUUUGAAUCAACUCAAAGAUUGCUAUUGUGAUGAUUUCAAGAGGUAAAAAGCAAGAUAUCUGCUUGGAAAAAUAGAUUGAUAGAGAAUGUCUGGUUAAAAAAUAAGCAAAAGUUUUAGA
Messenger RNA from Olea europaea var. sylvestris, 1268 nucleotides. Its product is annotated as cysteine-rich receptor-like protein kinase 2. Gene Ontology annotation, biological process: protein phosphorylation. Gene Ontology annotation, molecular function: protein kinase activity; ATP binding. NCBI's taxonomy places the organism in Eukaryota, Viridiplantae, Streptophyta, Magnoliopsida, Lamiales, Oleaceae. The transcript has 4 exons. The coding region runs from base 29 to 976 and encodes 315 amino acids. The record is from RefSeq and is a predicted model, not a curated record.